CCGAUAAGUGAGCGAUCUCUUGUGGGAGCAGCCUCUUCAGGCGCACCACCUCCGCGCCCGGCAGUUGGAGUGCCGAAUGUUCGUCAUCGCGAUACGUAG
Didymodactylos carnosus is the source of this 99-nucleotide messenger RNA. NCBI's taxonomy places the organism in Eukaryota, Metazoa, Rotifera, Eurotatoria, Philodinida, Philodinidae. The record is from the annotation of a GenBank genome assembly.